Messenger RNA from Symbiodinium sp. CCMP2456, 1412 nucleotides. NCBI's taxonomy places the organism in Eukaryota, Dinophyceae, Suessiales, Symbiodiniaceae. The record is from the annotation of a GenBank genome assembly.
CCCACAUCGCGAUCGACCUCGGCGCCUCGGGCGGCCGCGCGAUGCUUGCCGUUUUGGACGGUGAGCCGCUCGUGGUGCGUCUUGAAGAGGCGCAUCGCUUCUCCCACGAACCACUCGAUACGCCGGCGGGGCCGGUUUGGGAUUUGACGACGCUUUGGCGCGAGGUGCUGGCAGGCAUCGAGGCGGCGGCGGUGAUGGCUCGCGAGGCGGGCGUUGAGAUCAAGAGUGUUGGUUGCGACACGUGGGGCGUUGAUUGGGGAUUGGUCGAGCCUGGGGGUGAGCUCGUUGGCUUGCCGCACGCUUAUCGCGAUACCGCGCAUGCGGUGGCGCCCCGUCACGCGGCGAGCCCGGGGCUGUUCGCCAUCGACGGGUCGUCGUUGUUGUUGCUGCCGGACUUGUUGCACUACUGGCUGUCGGGCGUCCGGGCGAACGAACGCACCAACGCCUCGACCACCAGCAUGCUGUCGGCGGUGACGGGCGAUUGGGAUCGCGAACUGCUCGCCACGGUCGGACUGCCGAGUGUGGCGCUAGGGAAGAUCGUCGAACCGGGGACGAGGCUGGGGCCAGUGCGGCCGGAGUUGGCGGCGUCGUUGGGACUCUCCAGUGGUGUCCAAGUCGUGGCGCCGGGGACGCAUGAUACAGCUUCGGCGGUUGCGGCGGUCCCGGCGGCUGGCGAAGAGCCAGGGUCGUGGGCUUACUUGUCGAGCGGCACUUGGUCGCUACUGGGUGUCGAGCUCGAUCGACCGAUGACUUCGCGCGAGGCGUUUGAGGCGGGAUUCACGAACGAACAGGGGGUCGCCGGCAAGACGCGUUUCCUGCGGAACAUCGCGGGCUUAUGGCUCGUACAGGAGCUGCGACGCGACCUUGAACGACAGGGCAAAUCGUACGAUUACGCCCAGCUGGCGGACCUCGCCGCCGAGGCUCCGGCGCUGCGGACGAUCGUCGAUCCAAACGCCGAGGACCUAGCGUCGCCGGGCGACAGCAUCGCGAAGCUCCGUGGCCACGCCGAACGGACGGCCCAGCCAAUCCCCGACACGCCCGGUCAGUUGGCACGCUGCUGCCUCGACAGCUUGGCGUUGUGCUACGCCGACACGAUCGAACGGAUCGAGUCGCUCACCGACUACCGCAUCGCGACGCUGUACCUCGUCGGCGGCGGCGUCAACAACCGCCUGCUCAACCAACUCGCCGCCGACGCGACCGGCCGCACCGUGAAGCUCGGCCCCAGCGAAGCGACAGCGCUUGGCAACGCGUUGGUGCAAGCAAUGGGCCUCGGCUUGGUGAAGGACAUCGAAGCGCUACGCGGCGUCGUCGCCCGCUCGCAAAGCGUCGAGGUCGUUAAGCCCAACACCGCAUCAGCCGACUGGGCCGCUGCCAAGUCGUGCUACAGAGAACAAACCAACUCGCCCCGCUAA